This is a messenger RNA of Rhinolophus ferrumequinum (greater horseshoe bat), 3797 nucleotides long. RefSeq names its product serpin family A member 10 (gene SERPINA10). The record is from RefSeq and is a predicted model, not a curated record. Gene Ontology annotation, molecular function: serine-type endopeptidase inhibitor activity. Bases 210 to 1526 code for a protein of 438 amino acids. The transcript is spliced from 5 exons. Gene Ontology annotation, biological process: negative regulation of endopeptidase activity; blood coagulation. Lineage: Eukaryota; Metazoa; Chordata; Mammalia; Chiroptera; Rhinolophidae.
CAGAAACGCCACCAUCUCCCAGCAGGAUGUUAAUCAGUAACGGUCCCACAGGACCAUCCUUUGGAAUAGCAAAUAUUUGCUGCAGGCAUUUGGCUGCAAACCCUCGCCUUCUGGUUUUCCUUGAAUGAAGGACCUUCCCUGGCACCUGGGGGCCACUCACCGGCUCGCUGCUGAAGAAAAGUGCUCCAUUGGCCUCCACAGCUGAGCAAAUGAAGGCAGUGCUGAGCCUCCUGCUCCCCUGCCUCCUGGCCGACGUGUGGCUGGUGCCUGGUUUGGCCCCUGGUCCCUGGUCACCAGAGGCCCAGGCAGAGCCAGAGACUCUGCAGCCCCCCACUGCCCAGAACGAGACCACCAAGGGAGUGCAGCCUGCUGAGGGGAGGGACGAGACCUGGCUGACGGCCAGCGGGCAGCAGCUCUCUGAGGAGUCCUCCAACUUGGGGUUCAGCCUGCUUCGAAAGAUCUCCAUGAGACACGAAGGCAACGUGGUCUUCUCCCCGCUGGGCCUGUCCUCUGCCAUGGCAGUCCUGACGCUGGGGGCCAAAGGGCAGAUGAAAGCCCAGCUGGAGAGCGGGCUCCGCCCCCAGGCCCAGAACCAGACCUGGCCCUGGCUCCUGCCAGCCCUCUUUCGGCAGCUGAGAGAGCACCUCUCUGGCAACUGCGAGUUGGGCCUCACCCAGAGUAGCUGGGCCUUCAUCCACGAGGAUUUUGAUGUCAAAGAGACCUUCCUCAAUUUAUCCAAGAGGUAUUUCGAUACAGAGUGCGUGACUAUGAAUUUUCGCAAUGCCUCACAGGCCAAAGGGCUCAUGAAUCGUUACAUUAACAAAAAGACGCAGGGGAAAAUCCCCAAACUCUUUGAUGAGGUUAAUCCUGACACCAAAUUAAUUCUUGUGGAUUACAUCUUGCUCCAAGGGAACUGGCUGAGCCCUUUUGACCCUGCCUUCACCGAGGCGGACACUUUCCACCUGGACAAGUACAAGACAGUCAAGGUGCCCAUGAUGUACAGGGCUGGCGACUUUGCCUCCACUUUUGAUAAGAAUUUUCGUUGCCACGUCCUCAAACUGCCCUACCGAGGAAAUGCCACCAUGCUGGUGGUCCUCAUGGAGAAAAUGGGUGACCACUUCGCCCUUGAAGAUUACCUGACCACAGACCUAGUGGACACGUGGCUGAGAAACAUGAAAACCAGAAAUAUGGAAGUUUUCUUUCCCAAGUUCAAGUUAGAUCAGAAGUAUGAGAUGCACGAACUGCUUAAGCAGAUGGGAAUCAGAAGACUCUUCUCACCCUGGGCUGACCUGGGCGAACUCUCGGUUACUGCGAGAAAUCUUAAAGUAUCUAAGGUUUUACAAAGAGCAGUGAUCGAGGUCAAUGAAAAAGGGACUGAGGCCAUGGCGGGAACGCUGUCAGAAAUUAUUGCUUAUUCCAUGCCUUCCAUCAUCAAAGUGGACCGGCCAUUUCAUUUCAUGAUCUAUGAAGAAAACUCUAGAAUGCUUCUCUUUCUGGGCAGGGUGGUGAAUCCAACUGUCCUGUGACUCCCGUCAUGCAUGAGUCCGUAGUGCAUAGCAGAUGCUCCAUCAGAGGUGUGGGAACCCACACAGGACACUGGCUCUGAGUGGUACAAGGGGGACCCCUGUCCUCUGUUAGUUUGAGCCAUUCUUAGAUAAAUUGGAGUAUUAAACUCAAACUUGCUCUAAGGAGAUGUUUGGGUAGUUUGUCUGGUACUUUGAGCCUGUUUCUAAGAGCCUUUGUUGUUGACUCAAGACUCGUUUGGUAGAACAUCUUUACUUUUCUCUGUUACUCACGUAUCUGGACUCAAAAAAAACCAAAACAGUAACUCAGAACACUAUUUCCAGAUGAAGCCUUUGGGAGAAAGACAUGCACACAUUCUCCAUGAGUCAUGUGCUUCUCUUUACUUCCCUCUGGUGCAAAAUAGGUGUUUUCCUUUCAUCUCUUAUAGAAUCAUUUCUUGCUGCCUAAAAUGAAAAGGAAGUGGUUGUCGUCAGUCCUGGUCACAGCAUCUGCCUCGGUGCAGCCCGUCCACCCGCGGUCAUCUGGUCAUUUGGCAGAAGUAUUAACUGAGCCACAGGCCCACAUAGUUCCACACCUUCAUUGUACGAAGGACAGAAAGGGGGAACCAGAGACAGAGUCACAUUCGGACUUUCACAGGCCUCAGGCACUUUUGCUUUCAUGGGCUCCUUCCUCCAUAAAAAAGUACAUAUAUGCAUAUUAAAAAUUAUAUUUUAUGACUGCAUUGGUAUAAUGACGACUAUAUUCUGGAUUGUAUUUGUCUUUAUACCAAUGCAAUCAAAGUAUAUAACUUGCUUAUUGCAAGAAGUAAAACACCUUCAUGGGCCCCUAAAAGUUUCAUAGGUCUUAGGAGCCGUGCCUACCGCACCUAAUGAUAAAUUAUACUGCACAUCUCAUAGAAAGCAAAACACUUGCCCAAAGUCACCCAGUGCGGCAAUGGCAGAGUCUCUUGACUCCAGGCCCAUUUCACUCUUCCUUCUUUGUCUCUGAAACAUCUGCUGAGUCCACUUAAUGAGGCAGCACGUGCUCACCUCUGUUACCCCCUGGGGUCAAACAGCAGAUAAGCACAGACUUGAUGCCAAGGUUAAAAGGAAAACAGCAAAUACCCCCGAAACUUUCUGAAGCAGUCAUUUUCUGUUAUAGAGACAAUAAAAUAUUUCAGGAGUAAAUUCUGAGGCUCAUGAAUACGGCUAUCUAAUCCUGGAGUGUCAACUGUUAUUGACUAAAUGCCUAAUUGGAUUUCUAUCUCUUUGCUGUCCAAUUUUAUACCUAAAAUUAAUUUGCUGAUGAGUCAUCUUAACUAUCAAUGUACAUCAGAAUAACGUGUAUCUUACUUAAUGUGAAUAGGCAAUGAUAUUAAGCAGCAGCAUAAAUACUGGCUUUUCAUCUUCUAAAAUCUGGACAUGAAUUCACUCCUGUAUUCCUUCCAGCACUAGCUGACCCAUGGUAAGGCAGAGGCACUUCUAGGGCCUAGAAAGAGAGACAAAAAUAGAGGACUAACUCCAACUGGCAUUCUUCAGUGACUUGUCAGUAUUCAAUUAAUCAGGUUUAUUUGUGGAAAAAUAGGAGAAAGAGAAAUAAAAAAGGGUCCAGUCAAAUUACCCACUUUUAAGAGACGAAAUUGGGAGGGGAAAGAAAAAGUCUAUGAGAACAUAAUACCCUCUGAAAUAAAUAUGGCCAAAUCCAUUUAGGAAAAGGUUCGUUAUUAUUGAAGAGUUCAUAUAACAUGCAGAUCGAACUCUGUCCUCAUCUCCCCACUGCAAAACAAUGACAGCAUAACGAUUAUAUCUAACAUGUUACUCUAUAAGGCAGAAAAUGGCUCUAUUCUCUAUUUUAAAACACAUUUUUAAAAACUUCCCAACAUAUGCUUGAAGACGCUCCUAAGACACUAGGUUUCGGAUUUUCCAAGUAUAUCUGCAUGGUGAAGAAAUGCAGAACAAUAAAAAGUAUAAUUAAUCAUACAAAGAAUUCAAGGUUUCAACUGAGAGGAAAAAUCGGACCACUGUAGCAGGCUUCACUAUAUUCCAGUGUCAGGGUUUCACAACUGUUCCCACACAGACAGCCAGACACAGACACCCACAUACACACAUUCUCUCUCACACACGCUGUAACAAUUGAGAGCAGAUUAUUGACUUAAUCUAAUUCAUUUCUCUUCCCUGUAAAGCUCCUACUCAAGCUGACGAGCCUGCUCAUUUCGGUUCAAAUAUCUCACAUACGCCAACUGCCUGCAAGUGAAAGUGGCUGUAUCCUGCAGAGGAAGGCGUCUGAGCUCACUA